This is a messenger RNA of Linum tenue, 234 nucleotides long. Lineage: Eukaryota; Viridiplantae; Streptophyta; Magnoliopsida; Malpighiales; Linaceae. The record is from the annotation of a GenBank genome assembly.
CUGAGCCUCCCCACUCUGCCAUCUGCCAGUUCCCCUUCCUGCGUCGCUCACCGCCAGUUCAUCGUGGCCGAGGGUAACCUCCAUUAUGCUUCUGUAGCUCGCACCAGUCGCGCCGUCUCUUUGUUGUCUCUCACUCUCUCGUCCGCCGUCAACCCCUGCCUCCCCGCCCCGUCGUAUUCCAGCAUCCGCGUCUUCUAUUCCUCGCUCAUUGUUCGAUGCCUGGCUCUCAGAUAG